AUGAUCCACCGCGAAGUAGCCGAUGGUCUAGAGCGUCUUUGGAACGUAAGAGUAAACUGCAUAUGGGAAGCCGAUGAAAGUAGUCGCCAUGGAGAGGUUUAUAUAUUCGACCAUGUAUUUAAGCAGGAAUGUACAAAUUCAGAUGUAUAUGGAUCUGUAGUAAAACCUUUAGUCGAUUCCUUCAUGGAAGGUUUCAAUGCCACAAUAUUUGCAUAUGGCCAAACAUCUUCUGGCAAAACACACACCAUUUUGGGCAAUAAAACAGAUCCUGGGCUUUUCCAAUUAGUAUCCAAUCAGUUAUUCCAGCAUGUGGCAGACCAGGUUGAUAAGAGGUACUUGAUUAGAUGCAGUUAUAUUGAAAUCUACAAUGAAAAGAUCAAUGACCUCCUGGAUAAGAGCAAUCAGGGUUUAACUAUAAGAGAAGAUAUCAAAGGAAAUGUGCUGCUUGAUGCAAGGGAAGCUGUCGUAGACAAUGUUGAUAAAGUUAUGGAGAACAUGAUGCAGGGCAAUAAGAUCAGACGAGUUGCAGCUACUCGCAUGAAUGAGAGGUCAUCUCGAUCACACACGAUUUUCCGGAUUAUUCUGGAGUCGAAAGAUGCCAAUCAGAAAGAUGGACCUGUACAUAUAAGCUACCUUAACUUAAUGGACUUAGCUGGUUCUGAGAGAGUUUCUCUGACGAAAGCUGCUGGUGAGCGUCUUAAAGAGGGGGCUAACAUAAACAAAUCUUUGUCAGUAUUAGGAAAUGUGAUAAGGCAACUAAGCGAGGGGAAGGAGUUUAUCAGUUAUCGCGAUUCGAAAUUGACUAGACUGCUCUCACAGGCUCUUGGCGAUCCUGGGCUUUUCCAAUUAGUAUCCAAUCAGUUAUUCCAGCAUGUGGCAGACCAGGUUGAUAAGAGGUACUUGAUUAGAUGCAGUUAUAUUGAAAUCUACAAUGAAAAGAUCAAUGACCUCCUGGAUAAGAGCAAUCAGGGUUUAACUAUAAGAGAAGAUAUCAAAGGAAAUGUGCUGCUUGAUGCAAGAGAACCUGUCGUAGACAAUGUUGAUAAAGUUAUGGAGAACAUGAUGCAGGGCAAUAAGAUCAGACGAGUUGCAGCUACUCGCAUGAAUGAGAGGUCAUCUCGAUCACACACGAUUUUCCGGAUUAUUCUGGAGUCGAAAGAUGCCAAUCAGAAAGAUGGACCUGUACAUAUAAGCUACCUUAACUUAAUGGACUUAGCUGGUUCUGAGAGAGUUUCUCUGACGAAAGCUGCUGGUGAGCGUCUUAAAGAGGGGGCUAACAUAAACAAAUCUUUGUCAGUAUUAGGAAAUGUGAUAAGGCAACUAAGCGAGGGGAAGGAGUUUAUCAGUUAUCGCGAUUCGAAAUUGACUAGACUGCUCUCACAGGCUCUUGGCGAUGUAUAUGGAUCUGUAGUAAAACCUUUAGUCGAUUCCUUCAUGGAAGGUUUCAAUGCACAAUAUUUGCAUAUGGCCAAACAUCUUCUGGCAAACACACACCAUUUGGGCAAUAAAACAGAUCCUGGGCUUUUCCAAUUAGUAUCCAAUCAGUUAUUCCAGCAUGUGGCAGACCAGGUUGAUAAGAGGUACUUGAUUAGAUUCAGUUAUAUUGAAAUCUACAAUGAAAAGAUCAAUGACCUCCUGGAUAAGAGCAAUCAGGGUUUAACUAUAAGGGAAGAUAUCAAAGGAAAUGUGCUGUUGAUGCAAGGGAAGCUGUCGUAG
Molecule: messenger RNA, 1716 nt
Organism: Acanthoscelides obtectus
Lineage: Eukaryota; Metazoa; Arthropoda; Insecta; Coleoptera; Chrysomelidae
Source: the annotation of a GenBank genome assembly